Messenger RNA from Urocitellus parryii (Arctic ground squirrel), 546 nucleotides. RefSeq names its product olfactory receptor 2A12-like. Lineage: Eukaryota; Metazoa; Chordata; Mammalia; Rodentia; Sciuridae. Gene Ontology annotation, biological process: G protein-coupled receptor signaling pathway. Gene Ontology annotation, cellular component: membrane. The record is from RefSeq and is a predicted model, not a curated record. Gene Ontology annotation, molecular function: olfactory receptor activity; G protein-coupled receptor activity.
AUGGGGAUGCUUCCAGAGAAAAACCAAAGCUGGGUUUCUGAAUUUGUGCURCUUGGCUUCUCCAGUGACCCCAUGUCCAACAGGGUCCUUUUCUUUGUCUUCCUUCUCCUCUACCUGAGCUCAGUGCUGGGCAAUGGGCUCAUUGUUGCCCUGAUCUGCCUGGACCCUCAUCUCCACACUCCCAUGUACUUCUUCCUCUGUGUCCUCUCGGUGCUGGAUACGAGCUACAUCACCACCACCAUGCCCCAGAUGUUGGUGCAUCUUCUGGCUCACUCUCGGACCAUCUCCUUUGCUGGCUGUUGGCUGCAGAURUAUGUGUUUURUGCUCUGGGACUGACYGAGUGCAUCUUCUUUGUAGUCAUGGCUUAUGACCGCUAUGUGGCCAUUUGCUAUCCUCUGYGUUAUACCAUCAUUCUCAACUGGAGACUGUGCACACAGUUGGCAGCUGGGACAUGGGCCUGUGGUUUCCUCUUCUCUCUGGUCCAUACCUUCCUCACUAUGAGGCUGCCAUACUUGAAUGAUUCUUGCCUGUAUGCUGUUGGAUAG